AUGCCGGAUCUUGACCGAGCUAUAGAGGACCAACGUCUACUAAUUACGAGGUUGUCUCGUUUUAUGGAUGAAUAUGAGAAACUGCCCACUAUUUCUAGAACCCGUGGAAUAUCGCAGACCGUUUUGGAUAAGAUUGAGGAAAUAAAUAGAUUGUUCGAAAGCAACCAUGAGAGGAUAUACGAUUAUAUUCGCGACAGUUCAAUUUCGACAAGUGAUGUUCCAUAUUUGUCUGAGGAUGUUUAUUUUGCUUUUUGUCAUGAUUUUAUGAUAGCCAAAGGUAAAUUGCUGGAUGCUAUGGUUGAAUUUAAUGCCACUAUUUCGCCUACCCUACAUUCUAGUACGUUUCAUGCUUCGUCCCAUAGAGGUGAUAGUUCUUUGAAUGAUGUUCGCCUUCCCAAGAUAGAUAUCCCGGUUUUUUCUGGAAAUUAUUUGGAUUGGAUAUCCUAUAGAGAUAUGUUUGUUUCAGUGGUACACAACAACCAGGGUCUGUCUGAUGUUCAGAAGUAUUAUUAUCUAAAGGGUUCGUGCAAAGAUACACCAUUGUCCAUUGUGAACGACUAUCCUGCUUCUGAUACAAGUUACCAGCUGGCUUGGUCAGCUCUUACUAGAAGAUAUCAUAAUAAAAGGAAGAUUUCUGAUACGAUUUUCCGGAAGCUAUUUGAUAUUAGGAAAUCUGAUGGUUCAUGUGAUAGCAUAAAGAAUAUUCUUGAUUCGACUAGGACGUGUAUUGCUCUUUUUACUACAUUGCAGAUAGAUUGUGGGAAUUGGGGUCCUAUUCUCAUCCAUAUAACUGUUUCUAAACUGGAUAUUCAGACCUGUAAGGAGUGGGAACGGUCAUUGAAGGCAUCGACGGAGAUACCUAAGCUUGAGGAGCUAUUUUUAUUUUUGGAAACCACGUUCCGUACGUUGGAGUCUGUUAACGACCAUGAUCUGUCUAUGGUUAGGCCCACUGUGAAACCUUUUAAUAACUCUUUCAGGCCUUUGCAGACACGGAGGGUUCAUUUGGUAUCAAGUCAUGAUGACAACUGUCCUUGCUGUGGGAAAAGACAUCUUUUGUAUAAGUGUUUCCAAUUUGCUGCUCAGUCCUCCACGGCUAAGCGCGACUUAAUUUUUUCCAAGAAUAUUUGUAGGAAUUGUUUGAAUGUUGGCCAUUUUUCUAAGGAUUGUCGUUUACAUACUCGUUGUCAUAUUUGCCAACUGCCUCACCACACGAUAGUGCACAAUGAGUUCUCCAAUGACAGGCAGUUGGCGAGUUCUUCGUCUGCUUCCACUUCUGCUGCAUCAGCUGAUAUUGCUGAUGUUGUCGAGUCAGCCACCCCAGACCUUAACUGCCACUUGUCCGUAUUGAAUUCGAUUGUCAUGCCAAAUGUACUGCUUGCCACGGUGCGUGUCAUAGUUCAGACCCAUUUCGGGGAUUUUACUCUACGAGCGAUUUUGGAUCAGGGUGCCCAGGCUACUUUAAUCACGGAGAGUGCGGCCCAGCUUUUAGGACUCAGGAGGAGUAGUACCCAUGUUCGUAUUAAUGGAAUAGGAGGGGAGUCCAUCGUUGUUCGGAGCUAUGUCAACUUUUGUCUCAUUUCUUCAUAUGAGAAAGGGUUCAGACUUGAGAGCAAUGCAUUUGUGAUGCCAUCACUGACAUCUUAUCAUCCAGGUCCUAUUGGUCGAUGUCAGUUGCCAGAUUUGGAAGGCUAUCACUUAGCCGAUCCUCAAUUUUAUGGUAAUGAUAAAAUUGAUUUAUUGAUCGGUGGUGACCUAUAUGGCGACAUAUUACUCCCACAGCAGAGGAAAUUUAAAAAGGGUAUAUUUCUUCAGCUUUCUCAUUUUGGUUGGGUUGUUUCUGGUCCAACAGCUUCCCCAGGGUUUUCCUUUGAUGUGAAUGUGAACAUGUGUUCUCUGGAUAGUUUGCUGAAGGCAUUUUGGGAGCAAGAAGAAUUGGUGGAAAAGAGAGCAUCUACGCAAGAGGAUAAUUUGUGUGAAGAAUACUUCAGGAGAACUUACAGUCGUGGAAAGGACGGUAGAUAUACGGUGGCGCUACCUUUUAAGUCUGAGUUAUAUGGGAAGGAGGCUCCUAAGUUCAGUCAUACUGAUUUUCUUGCACUUAAAAGACUGAAAAGUAUGGAAGACCGCUUCGAUCGAGACAACGGUUUGGCUCUGCAAUACAGGAGUUUCAUGGCAGAAUAUGAGUCUUUAGGGCACAUGAGAAACAUUGGAAUUUAUCCCCAGGCUCUCCGACAACACGGUUACUUUCUGCCACAUCACGGUGUUUUAAGGGAGAGCAGUUCCACCACCAAACUUCGUGUUGUAUUUGACGGAAGCAGCAAGAGGCCACCAUAUUCCUCACUUAAUGAUGAGUUGUGUUCUGGGCCUGCCCUUCAAAAUGACUUACCUACGAUUAUAACUCGUUGGAGGCGAUAUAAAAUCGGUUUCCGUUCUGAUUUGGAAAAAAUGUUUCGACAGAUCAAGGUAAUAGAUCGCCAUCAACCUUACCAACAAAUUUUGUGGCGUGGGGCAGACUCGUCCAUAAAUAUUUAUGAACUACAGACCGUGACAUACGGUACCAGCCCUGCUCCCUAUCUCUCAAUUAGAGUAUUACAUCAACUGGCUAAGGACGAAUAUCACACAUAUCCCGAGGCGUGUGACAUUGUGAAGACGGAUACUUACGUAGAUGAUGUCAUUUCUGGUGCUGACACUAUAGGCGAGGCAAAGAGUCUUCAGGAAAGAUUGGUAAAAUUAUUGGCUUCGGGUGGUUUCAAUUUGAGAAAGUGGACCUCAAACUCAACCGAACUUAUGGAACAUAUACCCGACGAAUUCAGAGAGAAGGUGGAUUUGAUCGCUUUUGAAGAGCAGAAUUUAGUCAAGGCUCUAGGACUAGCCUGGGACAUCAGAGGCGACUCUUUUACAUUCAAGGUCAACUUCCAAAGUCAAGAUGAAGUUACAAAGAGCAGCCUUCUAUCAGACGCUUCGAAACUCUAUGAUCCUUUAGGCUGGUUGGCGCCAGUUACUAUUAACGCUAAGGCCACCUUUCAGAAACUUUGGUUGGAAGGUAUUGAUUGGAAGGACAGGGUUCCUUUUGCUAUUCAAACUUAUUGGACUAAAUACAUCGCCGAAUUGAUAAAUUUAGAGCGCAUUAGGAUUCCGCGCUGGAUUGGAUGCUUCAAAUAUAGCAGAAUUGAGCUACACGGCUUCUGUGAUGCUUCACAGACUGCUUUUGCUGCUGCUGUCUAUGCAAAAGUUCUAUGUAAUGAGAAGCCUACCGUACAUCUUUUGCAGUCGAAGACUAAAGUCGCCCCCUUAAAAGUUUUGUCGAUACCCAAGUUGGAGUUGUGUGGAGCUAAUCUUUUGGCAAAGCUUAUGCACAAAAUUAAGAAUCAGCUGGAUCGCGAAAUUAGUAAAAUAUUUUACUGGACUGACAGCAUUACAGCCCUAUGUUGGAUAAGGGGCGAAUCAGCGAAAUGGAAUGUCUUCGUUGGCAAUCGGGUGGCCGAUAUUCAGCGAUAUACCAAUAUUUCUGAGUGGUUUUAUGUAUCAACGCACGAUAACCCUGCCGAUUGUGCUUCUCGAGGCAUCCCAGCUACAGAAUUGGUGAACCACGAACUGUGGUGGUCCGGGCCUGAAUGGCUACUUCUUUCUCAAUCUGAAUGGCCUCCACAACCUACUAGCUCGUACGAAACUGAUCUAGAAAAACGGAAACAAAAAAUUGUUAUCAAUCUCGUGACAACACCUGAUUAUCCUGAAUUGCUCAGUAAAUUCGCUUCAUUGACACGACUGGUGCGAAUCACUGCAGUUAUAUUAAGAUUCUACCAUAACAUUAAAACAGCAACACAACAUCGAAUGUUUGGUUAUCUUAAAACGAAAGAAUUAGAUGGUGCACUGAAUCUAUUAAUAUUUUUGUCUCAACGUGUGGAUUUUGAUGAUGAACUUACUUGCCUGCAGAAGGGAUAUGAGUUAUCGAAGGCCAGCGGAAUUGCAAAGCUGUGUCCAUUUAUUGACGAAAAUGGAAUUCUCAGGGUUGGAGGUCGAUUACAGAAAGCUAAGUUUAACUAUGAAUAUAAGCAUCCUAUCUUAUUAUCCAAACACAAUCCUCUUUCUCGCUUGAUUCUUUCAGAUGCUCAUGUGAAGACGCUUCAUGGCGGACUUACUCAGAUGCAGGCAUAUGCAACGCGGAAAUUUUGGAUUAUAUCGGCCCGUAAUAUAGCUAAACAGGUGCAAAGGAAAUGUGUAACGUGCUUCAGGUAUAAAGCAAAAACAGCUGAGCAAAUAAUGGGUGACCUUCCAACCGUUCGCCUGCAGCCAACACGCCCAUUCAAACAUAGUGGAGUUGACUAUGCGGGACCAAUCACUAUAAAACAGUCAACCGCUCGCAAUUCUGUCACGACGAAGGGUUACAUAUGUCUCUUCAUUUGCAUGGUAACGAAAGCUCUGCAUCUGGAAGCAGUUACAAGUUUGUCUACGGAUUCAUUUAUAGCUGCUUUUCGAAGAUUCACCUCUCGCCGUGGAGUGUGUACGGACUUGUACUCUGAUUGUGGUACAAAUUUCAUUGGGGCAAAUAAAGAGUUAAAGAUUCUGCAGCGGAGAAGUCGUGAUUCGGUUCCAGAAGAGCUCUAUGAAAUACUGGCAAACAAUGGAACGAAAUGGCACUUCAUACCACCAGCCUCCCCCAAUUUUGGCGGGUUAUGGGAAGCAGGGGUGAAGUCAACCAAACACCACUUAAGAAGAACCAUGGAGAACCGUAUUUUAACCUUUGAAGAGCUCACAACUCUGCUAGCCCAAAUUGAAGGAUGCCUGAAUUCACGACCCUUGUGCCCAUUAUCUCCUGAUCCCAAUGAUUGCACCGCUCUAACACCAGCACAUUUCAUUGUGGUGGUUGAAAGACUAAAACAACAGUUCUGGAAGCGUUGGGUUAGUGAGUUUGUGAACCGUCUUCAAUCGCGACCAAAAUGGCUUAAACCACAAAACAAUCUUGAAGUUGGAGACCUGGUUCUAGUGUUUGAUGAGCGUUUACCCCCUGGCCAGUGGCCCUUGGCUCGCAUUUCUGAAGUACAUCCGGGUUCAGAUGGUCGAGAUAUGGAGCACCAUGACUCCUCUCAAUGCUCUCUGUUUGAGGGUUGUAUUAAAAAUCGAUUCCAGCUAUGGCAGGGUACUUUGAGCGACUCCUUCAAAAGUGCAUAUUCCGGUGUCUUCCGUCGUAUCCUAUGGAGAAUGCGUUUUCAUCAAAAACUUCAACAGGAUACGACGGGACUCAAAAAGACCCCAAAAUCUUGGAAUAAUGAGGAAUGUAAGCCAAUUAGGAAAGCUGUGGAAGACAACGAUGACGAUGAUGAUGAUGAUGCCAUCACACAUCACACAUCAUGGCAUCAGCUCAAGUGCAAUGACAUCAAAUGGUGUAUGCUCAGACGCCAAGUGUUGGGCCAACAACACCAAACUUAG
Messenger RNA from Stomoxys calcitrans (stable fly), 5427 nucleotides. RefSeq lists its product as uncharacterized. Gene Ontology annotation, molecular function: aspartic-type endopeptidase activity; nucleic acid binding; zinc ion binding. Lineage: Eukaryota; Metazoa; Arthropoda; Insecta; Diptera; Muscidae. The record is from RefSeq and is a predicted model, not a curated record. The transcript is spliced from 6 exons. Gene Ontology annotation, biological process: proteolysis; DNA integration. The coding region runs from base 1 to 5427 and encodes 1808 amino acids.